AUGCCAAAAGCUCCAGUGCGAAGGAGAGGUGAAGAAGAACGUCGUACAAUAACACCGGAUAUUAUCUCACCAGCAGAUCAAGAAGCUUUAAUUGAACGAGCCAGAAAAGCAGCGACUCCACCUAAACAGAAUCAAAUACCGACCGAAAAGGAUGUCGAAGUUUUCUCUCAACCAGGCAUUCAUUGGUGUCCAUGGAAUGCAAAUAGUUGUACGAAAACACUUCCAGUCAAAGGUCAAGGAACAGUAGCAGUGAUGGAACUCGAACCAAUGCCAUUUGAACUUUGUCUUUCUUCUAAACCAAAUCCAGACGAUCCAGAAGCUUUUUCCAUUAUUCUGGCUGUUGACACAACUGGAGCUUUUUUGGGUACGAACAAAAAGACCUAUGAUCAAAGUCAUAUACCACAGCACUUAAUUCAACCAAACAAUGGUAAAUGGCACACAUAUUGGCUUAGCUUUUUUAAAGACACUCGCAAAGUUCGAUAUGGCAUAGGCGAGAUUCGUUCAAUGUUCAGUGUUUUUGAAAUUACAAUUGAAGAAGAUAUGGCAUCAGAACUGCGAGAAAUUCGUUAUCUUCAUGUUAAAGUAAACAAAGACGAUCAAAUGCUUCAGAAUCUUGGUGGCACACGUGAUAAAUUCCGAUUUUUCAUUGGUAAUGAUCCUGUUGUUGAUGAACCUGCUUUGGUUGUAGCACCCGAACAGUUGAGUAUCGAAGAUUUAUCACGAAAAAAAUCCAUUGUACCAUCGAAAUUGGAAAAACCUUGUCGAGAAUUGUACGAGAAUGUUCAUCAUUUGAUUUUGAAUGAUUCGAAAUUUCCUGAUUUUACUCGUGCUGUUGAUCGUAGUGUUAAGGAUCCGAACGGUUGGUGUCACAAGAAAUUGGUCGAAAAAGCAAAUCGAUUCGGUCGACCGAAUUUCUAUGCUACUUACUUACGUGUCACAGUUGGCAAUCGUGAUGGUAGUGCACCCGGUCAUAAAUAUGUUGUCGAAAUCUGGCCACCAGGUCAUUACAGUCCAAUUCAUAAUCAUAGCAAUGCUUAUGGAAUUAUCAAAGUACUCUGUGGUCGUCUUCUUGUCAAACUUUAUCCUGAAUUGUCACUCAAUGUUCGACAAUAUUUGCCUAUCGAGACUCUUCUUGAAGAAGGUCAAAUAACAUGGAUGUUGCCCAGACUUAAUCAGACUCAUCAAGUGAGAAAUCCUGAUUUAUAUGGUUCAUGUUCCAUUUCUAUUCAAUGUUAUCAAUAUGGAGAAGAAGACGACGAACAUUACGAAUAUUUCGACUAUCUAAACAAUGAUGGGCAAUCUAUUGGACAGUUCAAUCCAGUGUCGGACAUUGACUUUUCCGAAUUUCGACGAAUCAUGCAAGAGGAGUGGAGCAGAUCAGCGAUUCACUAA
This is a messenger RNA of Rotaria sp. Silwood1, 1392 nucleotides long. NCBI's taxonomy places the organism in Eukaryota, Metazoa, Rotifera, Eurotatoria, Philodinida, Philodinidae. The record is from the annotation of a GenBank genome assembly.